AUGCUCCCGCCGUCGCGCCGCGAGUUUCGUGACAUCUACAUUAUCUUCGAGCUCAUGGAGUCCGACCUCCACCAGGUCAUCAAGGCCAACGACGACCUCAGCCCGGAGCACUUUCAGUUCUUUUUCUACCAGCUGCUUCGCGGGAUGAAGUACAUGCACGCUGCCAAUGUCUUCCACCGGGACCUCAAGCCCAAGAACAUUCUAGCCAAUGCCGAUUGCAAGCUCAAGAUUUGCGACUUCGGCCUUUCUCGGGUUUCCUUCAAUGACACCCCGUCCGCGAUAUUCUGGACGGAUUAUGUAGCAACAAGGUGGUAUCGUGCUCCAGAAUUAUGUGGCUCCUUCUUUUCAAAGUAUACUCCUGCAAUUGAUAUUUGGAGCAUAGGAUGUAUAUUUGCCGAAAUGCUUACAGGGAGGCCGCUCUUUCCUGGCAAAAACGUGGUACAUCAAUUGGAUCUCAUGACUGAUCUACUUGGCACUCCUUCAGAAGAAUCUAUUUCCAGGAUUCGAAACGAAAAAGCUCGACGAUAUUUGGGAAACAUGAAAAAAAAGCAUCCAAUACCUUUUUCUCAGAAGUUUCCUGGUGUAGACCCCAUGGCACUCCAUUUGCUUGAGCGUCUUCUUGCUUUUGACCCCGCAGAUCGGCCAACUGCUGCAGAGGCCUUGGCAGACCCAUACUUUACUGGAUUGGCAAAUUCUGAACUCGAACCCACAGCGCAACCCAUCUCGAAACUUGAGUUUGAGUUUGAGAGAAGGAAGCUGGCCAGAGAGGAUUUACGUGAAUUAAUUUACAGAGAGAUUUUAGAGUACCAUCCUCAGAUGUUGCAUGACUAUCUUCGUGGUGGAGAUCAGGCAAACUUUCUUUACCCAAGUGGGGUGGAUCGUUUCAAGAGCCAAUUUGUUCAUCUUGAAGAAAUCGGUGCUAAGGGUGAAAAGACUAGCCCGCAGCUGCGGCAGCAUGCUUCCUUACCAAGGGAAAGAGUUAUCGGCAGCAGUGAUGAGCCUGAAAAGCCAAAUGCAGACUACUGUAUAAAAUUGCAUGUAGAUGAGCUACCAGGUCACACAUCGGUGACGGAUGGCCUUAACAAGCCACUGUUGAAUACUCGAAACUUCUUGAAGAGCGAAAGCAUCGGUGCCUCCAAGUGCAUCGUCGUCAAAGAAAAGCAAGAAAAAGAUGAGGAAUCUAUGUCUGAGUAUAUGCAUGAAGCAUCUGAUUAGGAACCGAAAAGGAUUGCUCAACUCAAAAGUUUGUGAUGGCACAGGGAAGACAGAAGCACGUCCGAUCCAUGGGAGCUUCAAUUCAGAAUCCCGAGCGCACGAAUCAGAUCGAUGAACCACACUGGUGCCGGUGCCGGUGCCGAUACCGGAUAGUCAUCUCAUUGGUUAGCAGAGCAUAGGAUUUAUUUCAAUUUUUUGGGCGCAACUUUGAUCGAUGCUCCCAUUAUGUAACUAGUAGAGUUUAGGAUGUAACCAACAGAGUGUAGAAUGUAACAACAUAUACUGGAGUACAUGACUCGACUUCUUAUUACUCGUGCAAUGCUUUCUUACUAGGUGACUUGA
Messenger RNA from Triticum urartu, 1557 nucleotides. RefSeq names its product mitogen-activated protein kinase 16. Lineage: Eukaryota; Viridiplantae; Streptophyta; Magnoliopsida; Poales; Poaceae. Gene Ontology annotation, biological process: protein phosphorylation. Gene Ontology annotation, molecular function: ATP binding; MAP kinase activity. The record is from RefSeq and is a predicted model, not a curated record.